This is a messenger RNA of Lolium rigidum, 729 nucleotides long. Its product is annotated as 60S ribosomal protein L10-like. The record is from RefSeq and is a predicted model, not a curated record. The transcript is spliced from 4 exons. Bases 55 to 729 code for a protein of 224 amino acids. Gene Ontology annotation, molecular function: structural constituent of ribosome. Gene Ontology annotation, biological process: translation; ribosomal large subunit assembly. NCBI's taxonomy places the organism in Eukaryota, Viridiplantae, Streptophyta, Magnoliopsida, Poales, Poaceae. Gene Ontology annotation, cellular component: cytosolic large ribosomal subunit; ribosome.
CCCCUCACAGGUCACAGCCUCACUUGUCACCUCGGCAGCUUGGAACUUUUCGCCAUGGGGAGGAGGCCGGCGAGGUGCUACCGCCAGAUCAAGAACAAGCCUUACCCCAAGUCGCGCUACUGCCGGGGCGUGCCGGACCCGAAGAUCCGCAUCUUCGACGUGGGGCAGAAGAAGCGGGGCGUGGACGAGUUCCCGCUGUGCGUGCACCUGGCGAGCUGGGAGAAGGAGAACGUGACGAGCGAGGCGCUGGAGGCGGCCCGGAUCGCCUGCAACAAGUACAUGGCCAAGCACGCCGGCAAGGACGCCUUCCACCUCCGCGUGCGCGCGCACCCCUACCACGUCCUCCGCAUCAACAAGAUGCUCUCCUGCGCCGGCGCCGACCGGCUCCAGACGGGCAUGCGCGGCGCCUUCGGCAAGCCCACGGGGAUGUGCGCCAGGGUGCACAUCGGACAGGUGCUGCUCUCCGUGCGCUGCCGCGACGUGCACGCGGGGCACGCGCAGGAGGCGCUGCGUCGGGCCAAGUUCAAGUUCCCCGGGCGACAGAGGGUCAUCGUCAGCGGCAAAUGGGGUUUCACAAAGUUUAAGCGCCAAGAGUAUCUCACGCUCAGGAGCGAGGGCCGCAUCGUCGCCGAUGGUGUCAACGCCAAGUUGCUCAGUUGGCAUGGGUCGCUCGAGGGUCGCCAGAGGGGCAGAGGUGUCUUUCCACCCUCCACCGUAGGAUCGGCUUGA